Molecule: messenger RNA, 2073 nt
Organism: Ochlerotatus camptorhynchus
Lineage: Eukaryota; Metazoa; Arthropoda; Insecta; Diptera; Culicidae
Exons: 9
Source: RefSeq, a predicted model, not a curated record
ACUGAUGGAGGACUGUGGCGUCGCGAUGUACUGCGACAUGCACGCCCACUCACGCAAGCACAAUGUGUUCAUCUACGGGUGCGAGAAUCUGAAGCGACAUCCCGACCGGCGGCUGCUGGAGCAGGUCUUUCCGCUGAUGUUGCACAAGAAUGUCGCCGACAAGUUUUCAUUCGAAAACUGCAAAUUUAAGGUACAGAAAAACAAGGAAGGCACCGGACGGAUCGUCGUCUGGGUGCUCGGAGUGACCAACAGCUACACCCUGGAGGCGUCCUUCGGUGGCAGCACGAUGGGUGGCCGGGCCGGGACGCACUUUUCCACGGCGGACUACGAGCACAUCGGCCGGGCAUACUGCGAAACGCUGAUGGACUACUACGACGAUAAUCCGAUCAAAGAAAAGCUCCGCAUGAAGAUCCUGACUCGACUUUCGAAGGAGGGCUCCAGCGCGGAGGAACCGCUCAACAUUCCCCUGUCGGAUUACUCCAGCGACGAAGGCGACACCAGCACCAGUAGUUCCGAAGAUGAAGCUGGUAAAGAUAGCAUGGCAGAACUGGAAGGCCCGUGCUGUUCUUCACUGAGAGUACCUCCAUCAUCUCCGGUUCUACCGCAGAAAUUCAAGGGAAACAAAAAGGGCAAAAAGCAAUGUCGCACUCCGACCAGACCGUAUCGGCGAAGAGCCCGCAAUGCGCACCGCAUCGUGCUGGACAUUCCUACGGCCGAACCGGCUAGCGAUUUCUUCGAGUACUCCUCCGACGAGGAAUCGUCUCCGGUGGGCGGUCAGCCUCACCAGAUGGCCGUGUCCGAUACGGAGAAUACGAUCAAGCGGAGCUUCCGGCGGCACCACAAGUUUCGCCAAUCGGAACGGAUCAAGAAGCUGACGAUGCUGGGUUGCGAAACGCAAUAUCUGAUGCCACCGGAACUGAUCGUACGGUCGGCGACGAGUCGAUACAUGUCCGAGGAGGAGGACGACAACAACCGGAUGGUGAUGAGCAUUAUCAAGGAGUUUCCACCGAUCAGCAAGGAGCGCUCGUGGCAGGGAUUCAACCGGAGGAGUGCGGAGAGAAACCGAGCGGAAAUGAUGAAACCGAUGAGCCCGGACCACAUCUUUGCCCAUCUGUCGUUCAAGCGGUCCAUCUGGACCGGAACGCACUCGGACGGGUACGUCAACGAAGCGGCGACCAUCAACUCCCGUCCCCUAUCCUGGGGUGUCCCGCCAGUUCUGGUCAAAUCCACCCACUUCGACAACGAAGCCCUGCUGACUGCCUGUUCGCAGAAGCUGGCCGCCUGGAAGGACGAAAAGCGAAGCCUCAAGGAGAAACACCACAAGAGCAUGUCCCGGCUGGCCGCCAAGGAUAAGGAGAAUCGUUCGGCAGUAAGCAGCGCUGCCACCCGGGUGAAGCUGUCCCUCGCAGAUCAGUACAGCGGCGGAAAGCAGAAAGCCUCCUCCGACAAGAAGCAUAGCGAUAGUUCCGAAGGCAGUGGCAUUGCCAAAGUUCGGAGGAAAACCAGAUCGACCCUGAACAAAAUCGUAGAGAAAGCGGAAAUCAUUACUCACCUGUCGCGCAGUGCACGUUCCGGUCACUCCCGUCGGAUGGCAGUCGCCGCAGCAGCUAGUCUUCUCUCGUCGUCCGGUUCUCCCCGGAAGGCCACAAGCACCAGCAAUCUGCUAGGUCCGGUAUCCGGAUCGCAAACCCAACUGCUCGUUUCCAGUCAAUCGCUUAAAACACCAAUCCACACCGGUGGCGGCAAUAAGUUCAAAACCGGCGGAAUAGUCGUAACGGCCGCUCAACCUCUGCACUCGAAGCAACGGAAAACCGCACAAGGACACUUGCGAGCCGUCAGGACACCGUCCAAUGCACCCAGCAACAACAACAACAACAACCAAUCUUCUUCCACUUCACCGACCAAACUGCCCACGACGACCACAAUCGAUAUACAGCUGACCACACUCUGCUCCGAGACGGAAUCUGAAAAGAACGUCAAAAUUGUUAGGAAGCACAAAAAGAAGCACCGGAUCGGCAACAGGGACAAAUCGGCCGCCGGCAGAGUGCCGGCCUGAUCCCGAUAGGAUUGCUC